Messenger RNA from Argiope bruennichi, 3723 nucleotides. It is a transcript of the gene betaCOP, whose product is annotated as coatomer subunit beta-like. Gene Ontology annotation, biological process: intra-Golgi vesicle-mediated transport; intracellular protein transport; endoplasmic reticulum to Golgi vesicle-mediated transport. Lineage: Eukaryota; Metazoa; Arthropoda; Arachnida; Araneae; Araneidae. Bases 110 to 2992 code for a protein of 960 amino acids. The record is from RefSeq and is a predicted model, not a curated record. The transcript has 23 exons. Gene Ontology annotation, cellular component: COPI vesicle coat; cytoplasm. Gene Ontology annotation, molecular function: structural molecule activity.
CAUUCACAGCAGCAAACGAACAACUCAGUACAAAAAUUAAAACUGACAACAUCUUUUACGUAAACGUAAGCAUUGUUUUUCUGGAAAUUUGCCGCCAAAUUUAAAAAAGAUGAGUGCGGCAGAGCAGAUAUGUUAUACUUUAAUUUCUGCUCCAAGUGAUGCAGAGCAGCCAAAUGAAAUGCAGCUAAAAAUGGAUUUAGAAAAAGGAGACACAAAAACCAAAAUUGAAGCAUUGAAAAAAACUAUUCAUUUAAUUCUCAAUGGCGAGAAAUUCCCAACUAUACUGAUGACAAUCAUUCGAUUUGUAUUACCUCUUCAAGAUCAUACGAUCAAAAAGUUGUUGCUGAUAUUUUGGGAAAUUGUACCUAAAACUACACCUGAUGGUAAACUGAUGCAAGAAAUGAUUCUAGUUUGUGAUGCUUAUAGAAAGGAUCUUCAACACCCAAAUGAAUUUUUAAGAGGUUCAACUUUAAGAUUUUUGUGCAAAUUAAAGGAACCAGAACUUCUAGAGCCUUUGAUGCCAGCUAUUCGAGCAUGCCUAGAGCAUCGCCAUUCGUAUGUUCGUAGAAAUGCUGUUCUUGCGAUCUUUACAAUUUAUAAAAAUUUUGAGUUUCUUAUUCCUGAUGCUCCUGAAUUAGUGGCCAAUUUUCUUGAGACUGAACAAGAUAUGUCAUGUAAAAGAAAUGCGUUCAUGAUGCUUAUUCAUGUUGAUCAAGAACGAGCACUCAAUUACCUCAGUUCCUGUAUUGAUCAAGUCCACACAUUUGGCGAUAUUCUGCAACUUGUGAUUGUUGAAUUAAUAUACAAGGUAUGCCAUGCCAACCCAUCGGAGAGAUCUAGAUUCAUUCGUUGCAUUUAUAACCUCCUCAAUUCUAGUAGCCCUUCUGUUCGCUAUGAAGCUGCUGGGACACUUGUCACACUCUCUAGUGCUCCAACAGCUAUCAAGGCUGCUGCAAGUUGUUACAUAGAAUUGAUUGUCAAAGAAAGUGACAAUAAUGUAAAACUCAUUGUUUUGGAUCGCUUGAUUGCCCUGAAGGACACUCCAGCUCAUGAGAGGGUGUUACAGGACCUUGUCAUGGAUAUUUUAAGAGUAUUAGCUUCAUCUGAUUUAGAAGUAAGAAGAAAGACAUUAAAUUUGGCAUUAGAUCUUGUAUCAUCAAGAAAUGUAGAAGAGAUGGUCUUAGUAUUGAAGAAAGAAGUAACAAAGACACAUAAUACAGUUGAGCAUGAAGAUACUGGAAAAUAUAGACAACUGCUAGUUCGUACCCUGCAUUCAUGUUGUGUAAAGUUUCCAGAUGUUGCUCAUACUAUCAUUCCAGUUUUGCUGGAAUUUUUGUCUGAUAACAAUGAACAAGCUGCUGCUGAUGUCCUUGCUUUUGUACGAGAAGCCAUGCAAAGAUUUGAACAACUGCGAUCACUUAUUUUGUCAAAAUUGUUGGAAGUAUUUUCAACUAUAAAAGCAUCUAAGAUUCAUCGAAGUGCUUUAUGGAUACUUGGUGAAUAUUGUGAAAAUGUAGAAGAUAUCCAUAGUGUAAUGACAGAAUUCCGUCAAUGUCUUGGAGAUAUUCCAAUAGUUGAUGAUGAAAUCAAGAAAGCUUCUGGAGAAAGCAAAGAAGAGAAUGAUGGGGAUUCUGCCAUGACUGCUCCAGUUCAAAAACUAGUCACAGCUGAUGGUACAUAUGCAACCCAGAGUGCAUUUAGUGCAGCUCCUUCAUCAAACAAAAGUGAAAAGAAACCACCUUUAAGAGGCUAUUUGUUGGAAGGGGACUACUUUAUUGGUGCAGCGUUAUCUUCUACAUUAGCAAAGCUGGCUCUUCGCUAUAUUACUCUUGUGCAUGAUCCAAAGAAACAAAAUUCCUUUAUUGCUGAAGCUAUGUUGAUAAUGACAUCCAUCAUUCAUUUAGGAAAGUCUGGUCUUGCUGCUAAGAACAUUAAUGAUGAUGAUAUGGAAAGGAUAGCUUUGAGCUUGAAAGUACUUGCAGAUCGAUCACCAAUGAUGAUCAACAUUUUCACUGAUGAAUGUAGAAAAUCUCUUGCUGCUAUGUUAGCUGCAAAACAUGAAGAAGAGCAAGAGAACCUUAAGGUGACAAAUGCUAAAGAGAAACACAGCAUUGUUGUUCAAGCUGAUGAUCCAAUUACUUUCGGACAGCUUAUGGCAAAAGGUGAUGCUUCAGGAACGGAGAACAUGUUUGAAUUGAGUCUUAACCAAGCCAUUGGAGCUUUGAAGAAAGAUUCUGCGGCUGAUCUGAGCUCUUCAAAAUUGAGCAAAGUGACUCAGCUGACUGGCUUCUCUGAUCCAGUGUAUGCUGAAGCUUAUGUGCAUGUCAAUCAGUAUGAUAUAGUGUUGGAUGUACUGAUUGUUAAUCAGACAUCAGAUACUCUCCAAAAUUGUACAUUAGAAUUGGCUACCUUAGGUGAUCUGAAGCUUGUAGAAAAGCCAUCUCCUGUUAUUCUAGCACCUCAUGAUUUCUGUAACAUCAAAGCAAGUGUCAAAGUUGCUUCAACUGAAAAUGGAAUCAUCUUUGGAAAUAUUGUGUAUGAUAUAUCUGGAUCUGCUAGUGAUCGAAGUGUGGUUGUUCUAAAUGACAUACACAUUGAUAUCAUGGAUUACAUAAUUCCUGCAACAUGCACUGAUCAAGAAUUCCGUCAAAUGUGGGCUGAAUUUGAGUGGGAGAACAAAGUGUCUGUUAACACUAAUUUAACUGAUCUGUAUGAGUAUUUGUCACAUCUUAUUAGCUUCACGAACAUGAGAUGUUUAACUCCUGAAAAGGCAUUGUCUGGUGAAUGUGGUUUCAUGGCUGCCAACUUGUAUGCCCGAUCAAUAUUUGGAGAAUAUGCUCUGGCCAAUGUGAGCAUUGAAAAGAAUCCAUUGGUUCCUGAAGCUCCUGUAACUGGUCACAUUAGAAUUCGAGCGAAAAGCCAGGGUAUGGCUCUAAGCCUUGGAGAUAAAAUAAAUCUCAGUCAAAAGAUGGGUCUAAAAAGUGGUGCUUGAUGAUGUUUGUGUUUUGGGAAAUUCAUUUAUAAGACUUUGAAAUGAACUGUUUAUGUGAAUGUUACCAAUCACGAUAUAAAUGAAAUUAUGAAGGUGUAUUCAUUAUUUUAAACCAUCUUGUUAAAUGUUAAAUUUAUAGUAUUUUUUCAUGUAUAAUAAAUAUUAUUAGAAAUGUGUUGUAAUUGUUAAUUGAACCUUUUCAUAGUUUGAAUUUUAUAAUUAAUCCAGCAUCACAACUUAUAUCAACUUCAUUUCUUUUAAUUUUUGGACAAUUAUUAUUUAUUCUUUAUUCAUAAAAUAUUUUGCCAAUAAAAUGCACUCUUUUAUGUGUCGUAUGCAUUUAAUUAGCUGAAUUAAAUCACUUCCUUUAAUUGUUUGUCUUUUGAAAUGAAAAGAAGUAGAGUUAAAAUUGUGUUUAUCACUUCAAAUGGCUUAUGUAUUGUAUAAAGCAGAAUGAUGUUUGUUAAAUUUUCUUGGAAUUUUUUCAAUUAUUGAAAUGAAUAAUAAAUUUUGGCUUGUAAAAGCAGUUUUCUUGCCAUUGGGAAUUUUAAUAUUUUUAUAAUGCAUUGAUUCUUCAGAAUUAUUAGAGAUAGUUAAUAUUAUUUCUAUUUUAUGAAAUUUAUUGAAUUGUUAAAUUGCCUUUCACCUCUUUUGUACUCAGAUGUAAAAAGCAGUGCUAUGGAAAAUUACUUUUUAUUUUAUUUUCAUUAAAAAAUAAAAUAUGAACCAAU